Molecule: messenger RNA, 786 nt
Organism: Penicillium manginii
Lineage: Eukaryota; Fungi; Ascomycota; Eurotiomycetes; Eurotiales; Aspergillaceae
Product: amino acid/polyamine transporter I
Exons: 5
Coding region: 1-786 (261 amino acids)
Source: RefSeq, a predicted model, not a curated record
AUGGCUGAGCCUAGCAUCAAAGAAACGGAUAAGACUUUAGACUUCGCAGAAGCAGGUCAAGAUUCAUCCAACGGCCAUCUUAAUUUCGGACAAGUCCAUAGCUUGAGAAAUAAUUUCUCUCUUCUGUCAGUCAUUGGCAUAGGCUUUUCACUUGCAAACUCCUGGUUCGGCAUUUCAACCGCUCUAGCCACAGGCAUUGGCUCGGGAGGCCCUGUUCAGAUUGCUUACGCUCUUAUCUUGGUUGCAUUUAGUUAUCCUCCGCAAUGCCCAAUGCCGGAGGUCAAUACCACUGGACUGCUUGCUACCCCAAAGUAUAGCCGGCUACUUCCAUAUAUCACUGGCUGGCUUGCAUGGGCUGGUUCCAUAUUCACUUGUGCAAGUAUUGCACUCGGUGUUAGACAGCUCUGUAUGGGUUGUAUCAAAUUGGUCCAUCCAAAUUUGUUCAGAGCUGAAACCUUGGAUGGCAUUCGUCAGCUAACAAAUUAUCAAUCUGAGCUGCGCAUCAUUCGAUAUCUACAGCAAUACAAUUGCACUGGUGACCCAAUUAAGGCAUCGUCUUAUCAAUCAGCAAAUUUUUGUUUACAAUUCAUCAAUGAGACGGGAUGGAGAAGCGAUGGCAUUGCAUACAUUGUCGGGCUUGUCGACUCUAAUUGGGCUCUCAAUGGUCUUGAUUGCGCAACACAUAUGGCCGAAGAAGUCUUGGAGCCGGAGCGUAUUAUUCCAUUGCUAUUAUGGCAACCGUUGCAAUUGAGUUUAUCACUGCAUGGACUUUUGGCAUCGCAAUGA